AUGACCAGCCAGUCUCAGGGGAUCCAACAGCUCCUGCAGGCAGAGAAAAGGGCCAAGGACAAGCUAGAGGAAGCAAAGAAGAAAAUCUGUUGCUUCUCAGGAAAGGGGAAGCGACUGAAGCAGGCUAAGGAAGAAGCCGUGGCCGAGACUGACCAGUACCGAAUACAGAGAGAGAAGGAGCUCCAUCUGAAGCAGUCCAAGAUGAUGGGCUCUCAGAACCACCUCUCAGAUGAAAUAGAAGAGCAAACACUAGAGAAGAUAAAAGAAUUGCACAGAAGCCACAACAAAUGUAUGGAGAGUGUGAUCGAGCAGCUGCUAGGCAUGGUAUGUGACAUGAAAGCAGAAGUCCAUGUGAACUACAGAGCCACCAACUGA
Messenger RNA from Onychomys torridus (southern grasshopper mouse), 375 nucleotides. It is a transcript of the gene Atp6v1g3, whose product is annotated as ATPase H+ transporting V1 subunit G3. The transcript is spliced from 3 exons. Gene Ontology annotation, molecular function: proton-transporting ATPase activity, rotational mechanism. Gene Ontology annotation, biological process: proton transmembrane transport. Lineage: Eukaryota; Metazoa; Chordata; Mammalia; Rodentia; Cricetidae. The coding region runs from base 1 to 375 and encodes 124 amino acids. The record is from RefSeq and is a predicted model, not a curated record. Gene Ontology annotation, cellular component: vacuolar proton-transporting V-type ATPase complex.